Tarenaya hassleriana is the source of this 1978-nucleotide messenger RNA. RefSeq names its product dihydrolipoyllysine-residue succinyltransferase component of 2-oxoglutarate dehydrogenase complex 1, mitochondrial-like. Lineage: Eukaryota; Viridiplantae; Streptophyta; Magnoliopsida; Brassicales; Cleomaceae. Gene Ontology annotation, molecular function: dihydrolipoyllysine-residue succinyltransferase activity. Bases 336 to 1754 code for a protein of 472 amino acids. The record is from RefSeq and is a predicted model, not a curated record. Gene Ontology annotation, cellular component: oxoglutarate dehydrogenase complex. Gene Ontology annotation, biological process: tricarboxylic acid cycle. The transcript is spliced from 14 exons.
CGAACAACAUAUUUUGCUCCGGCGCUCCAGAAGCCGCCGGCGAGGCUGGAGACUUCCACUGUUCUAAUCCUGUACAUGCCUUCCUUCCUUCAUGUGCCACGUGGCCUUAUUUGAUUCGUCAGAUCUUCACAGACGGUGUCGUUAGGUGGCCGUCAAAGACGACAAACGGCACGUGGAAAUGCCGUUAAGGGUUCACCCUUUGGAAAAUUAGAUGAAAGUUCUAUCAUUGAUUGAAUGUGCCUGUGCUUUUUUUUUUCUUCUUGCGACAAAACAAUAAAAUUCGCUGAACCGAAAUCGAAUCGUGGUUUUGCUCAUCGUUCGAGCUGAAGGCAGGCAUGGCGAUUUGGUCGAUCGUUCGGAGAAAGGUCGUCCAUGGCGGCGGCUCUUCUGCUUCCUCGAUUCUGGAAAAAUCAUGGAGGAGUACGCGGGCUGCGGCGGCAUCUCGGCCGAGGUACUAUGGAGCUAUUGCAAAAGAGAAUUCACUUAUUGCGAGAGGAUCACAACAAGUGAUGACUUCUGUCGGCCGUCGUUCAUAUCUAGGUUCCCAAAUGAGCUUAGAGUCUAUAAGGGGGGUGGCACCGCACAUGCAAGCAUUCAACACCAGUAGUAGGUUGUUCUCUUCUGAUAAUGGUGGAACUGUGGAUGCUGUUGUUCCUUUCAUGGGCGAAUCUAUUUCUGAUGGCACAUUGGCCGCUUUCUUGAAGAAACCAGGAGAUCGUGUGGAAGCUGAUGAGCCCAUUGCUCAGAUAGAAACUGAUAAGGUCACAAUCGAUGUCCCUAGCCCUUCAGCCGGGAUUAUUGAAAAGCUCGUGGCGAAUGAAGGAGAUACUGUAGAGCCCGGUUUCAAGAUAGCCAUCAUUUCAAAAUCUAGUGGAGCCACAGCUCAUGCUGAAGAAUCGGAGAAGAAACCGGCGGAGGCAAAAGAAGUAGAAAAGCAGAAGCCUGUAGCAGAGGCUUCUCCUAAAGUAGAAACUUCACCACCCAAAGAGAAGCCUAAAGUUCCUUCUCCACCUCCCUCAGGAGCCUCAGCAAAGGAGCCUCAACUUCCUCCAAAGGAAAGGGAAAGAAGGGUUCCAAUGACAAGACUCAGGAAACGUGUUGCUACCCGAUUGAAGGAUUCUCAGAACACUUUCGCUAUGCUGACUACAUUCAAUGAAAUCGACAUGACCAAUCUGAUGAAACUCCGGUCAGAGUACAAGGAUGCUUUUGUCGAAAAGCAUGGUGUCAAACUAGGUUUCAUGUCAGGAUUCGUAAAGGGCGCUGUCAGUGCACUCGAAAAUCAACCGAUCGUGAAUGCUGUCAUUGACGGAGACGACAUUAUCUAUCGGGAUUACGUCGAUAUCAGCAUAGCUGUUGGUACACCGAAGGGACUCGUUGUUCCCGUACUCCGAGGUGCAGAUAAGAUGAACUUUGCCGAGAUCGAAAAGGAAAUCAACAAUCUGGCCAAGAAAGCAACGGCUGGCACUAUAUCUAUCGAUGAGAUGGCCGGAGGCACAUUCACAAUAUCUAACGGUGGCGUUUAUGGAAGCCUUUUGAGCACUCCGAUCAUUAACCCUCCUCAGUCUGCGAUUCUCGGGAUGCAUUCAAUAGUGAACCGUCCAAUGGUUGUGGGAGGAAAUAUCGUGUCGAGGCCGAUGAUGUACAUAGCACUGACAUAUGAUCACCGUCUGAUAGACGGGAGAGAGGCCGUGCUCUUCCUCCGUCGCAUCAAAGACGUUGUGGAGGAUCCCCGAAGGCUUCUUCUUGAUGUCUAAGCCGCUUUUCCGACUCCCUCCGAGGUAAUCUUCGAGUUCCCGAUACAACCUCAGAAGCUUUGUCUUGUGGAAUUUUUUUCCCGCGUUGAAAACGAAUAAAACGGUUUGUUAACCAGAAAAUUUUCGGGUGUCCGAAAACAAGAGUUCGUAGACACCAACGUUUUGUUGUUAUUCCGGUUGAGUUUUCUUUGGUGUUAACCUAAAUAUAUUAUCGUUCACAUCUC